GAAGUCAUCACUUCGACGUGUCUUAGUAGAAUUUAUUUCUUAAUCUUUUAAAAAGCGUUCAGGUUUUAAUUUCCGAAUAAAAAUGUGUUUAAACGUUGUUUUAAUCGCCAGCAUUAUCUUCGCAUUUCUAAACUAUGUCUGCGGUACAACCGAAACGCAUGACCACGAGCCUCAACUCAUGAUGUCCCGUUCGGCCACGAAGGAUCGUCGUCACAUAGGACAACACAUGGGCGAUGUCGUGGACAUCGACCAAAUGGCUGAAGACGAGUUGAAGUUUCUCUAUUUCAAGAUGCACGACAGCGACGAUAACAACAUGCUGGACGGAUGCGAGUUAAUCAAGUCCAUGCUCCAUUUCCACGUCGAAGAAUGCAAAGCUCUUGGACCUGAACACGCCCACCACGGUACGACGAAGGUCUUCGGACACGACGAACUAUCCUUCAUGAUUGACCCCAUCCUCUCCACGGAUGACAGGAACUUGGACGGCUUUAUUGACUACCCCGAAUUCAUCAUGGCGCAGAAAUCCAGAGGUUUCUAAGAUGCUGCUGUCGGUAAUCCGAACUUUUUAAUUGCUUGCGACUUCCUGCAUUAGAUGCAAAGUAGAGAAAAUGAAUUUGAUAUCUGUGUGAACAUGACGAUAACCUCUUUCUGCACCAAUGUUGAACAUUGCUCUGUAUUUUAUAGGUAGUAAAUAAAACUGACUUUUACCUAGCUGCA
Messenger RNA from Argiope bruennichi, 714 nucleotides. Its product is annotated as multiple coagulation factor deficiency protein 2 homolog. Gene Ontology annotation, molecular function: calcium ion binding. Lineage: Eukaryota; Metazoa; Arthropoda; Arachnida; Araneae; Araneidae. Bases 83 to 535 code for a protein of 150 amino acids. The transcript has a single exon. The record is from RefSeq and is a predicted model, not a curated record.